Molecule: messenger RNA, 1353 nt
Organism: Suncus etruscus (white-toothed pygmy shrew)
Lineage: Eukaryota; Metazoa; Chordata; Mammalia; Eulipotyphla; Soricidae
Gene: KITLG
Product: KIT ligand
Exons: 10
Coding region: 155-979 (274 amino acids)
Biological process (GO): cell adhesion; positive regulation of cell population proliferation
Cellular component (GO): plasma membrane
Molecular function (GO): stem cell factor receptor binding; cytokine activity
Source: RefSeq, a predicted model, not a curated record
AGGCUGGCUGGCUGGCACGGGCGCUGCGCUCUGGCUACCCAAUGCGUGGAUUAUCCGCAGCCGCUGCCCGUGCAAUAUGCUGGAGCGCCCGAGCAGCUGAACGGAGUCGCCGCCACACCGCUGCCUGGGCUGGAUCUCAGCGUUGCUUUUCCUUAUGAAGAAGACACAAACUUGGAUUAUCACUUGCAUUUAUCUUCAACUGCUCCUAUUUAAUCUUCUUGUCAAAACUAAAGGGAUCUGUGAGAACAGUGUGACUGAUGAUGUGAAAGACAUCAGAAAGCUGGUGGCUAAUCUUCCAAAAGACUAUUUGAUAAACCUCAAAUAUGUCCCCGGGAUGGAGGUUUUGCCUAGUCAUUGUUGGAUAAGAGAAAUGGUGGUGCAAUUGUCAGAGAGCUUGACUAACCUUCUGGAGAAGUUUUCAAAUAUUUCUGAAGGCCUGAGUAAUUAUUCUAUCAUCGACAAACUUAUAAAAAUUGUGGACGACCUUGUGCUGUGUAUGAAUAGGUCCUCAUUUAAGAAUGUAAAGAAAUCAUUGAAGAUCUCAGAAACCAAGCAAUUUACUCCUGCAGAUUUCUUUAGAAUUUUUAAUAUAUCCAUCGAUGCCUUCAAGGACUUGGAGAUGGGGCCAUUUAAAGCUAGUGAAUGUGUGUUCUCCUCAACAUCAAGUCCUGAAAAAGAUUCCAGAGUCAGUGUCACAAAACCAUUUAUGUUACCCCCUGUUGCAGCCAGCUCCCUUAGGAAUGACAGCAGUAGCAGUAAUAGGCAGGGAUCAAAUUUCUCAGAAGACUCCAACCUACAAUGGGCAACCAUGGUUUUGCCAGCAUUCUUUUCUCUUCUGAUUGGCUUUGCUUUUGGAGCUUUAUACUGGAAGAAGAAACAACCAAAUCUUACAAGGACAGUUGAGAAUAUACAGAUUCACGAAGAGGAUAAUGAGAUAAGUAUGUUGCAAGAAAAAGAGAGAGAGUUUCAAGAAGUGUAAUUGUGGCUUUUAUCAACACUGUUGCUUUCGUGCAUUGGCAGUAACAGUUCAUGUUUGCUUCAUAAAUGAAGCCGCUUUAAACCAAUUCAUAUUCUGUCUGGAGUGACAGACCACAUCUUCUCUUCGUGCUACCCAUGACUGUAUUUGGAUGAUUCAGAAAUUGGAACCAAGUGUUUUACUGUGAAACUGGCACUGAAUUCAUCAUCUAAAAAGAAGACUUUGCAUGGAGCAGACUCUGUUUUAAGGAUCUGGGGAACUUGUGUCAUUUCCAAGUUGCCACUGAUGCUGGUAGAGAAAGCCUGUGUUGCUGACUGCACGCACCAUUUUGCAUGCCUCCAGAAAUGUCUAAUUGCUGAAAAACAAAACAAACAACA